Eutrema salsugineum is the source of this 558-nucleotide messenger RNA. RefSeq names its product 40S ribosomal protein S29. Bases 136 to 306 code for a protein of 56 amino acids. Gene Ontology annotation, biological process: translation. The record is from RefSeq and is a predicted model, not a curated record. Gene Ontology annotation, cellular component: cytosolic small ribosomal subunit; ribosome. The transcript has 3 exons. Gene Ontology annotation, molecular function: zinc ion binding; structural constituent of ribosome. Lineage: Eukaryota; Viridiplantae; Streptophyta; Magnoliopsida; Brassicales; Brassicaceae.
AUCUCUCUUUAGUCUUCAAAUUAGUUAUCAGCGCCGUCCCUGACUACUAAUUUAGGGUUUCCAACGUUUAGAGUGUUUCCUCGCCGUUCGUCCUUGUCCUCUCUAUCUUUUUUCGCUCCCGAGAGUUCUAAAAUCAUGGGAUUUUCCAAUAUUUGGAAUUCUCAUCCCAAAAAGUACGGUCCUGGUUCCCGCACAUGCCGUGUGUGCGGAAACUCCCAUGGGUUAAUCAGGAAGUAUGGUCUUAACUGCUGUAGACAGUGCUUCCGCAGCAACGCCAAGGAAAUCGGAUUUAUUAAGUACCGUUGAAGAAGAUCAGUGUCUCGCUUGAUUGCGUGGGGGGCAUCAUGUCUUUUUCGUUUAAAAACUUUAAGCCCAAAAUAUUGUAAUGGAUUUAUUGUCAAUGAUCUAUUUCGUUAAGCCGUUGAAUCUUUUAGUUGCUUUGUUAUUUUCAUAAAUAUAUGGUUGCCUGAUUGAUCAGAAGCAUUCUCUAUAGAUUGUAAUGAAAUAAUGUUGGAACUGGUCCAGAGGCUUUAGGUUAACUAUACAAAGACAAUUCUC